AUGCUUCUACACCGCUCCACACAUCGUCUUGGACUGCUUUUUCAUCAAAAUCCACUAUUUUCCGGCACAAUAAAUCGAUUUUCAACAGUUCUACCGCAUAUUUUGAGUGCUCGCAGAUUUCCACAAAGGAGGCCUCGCCCGAAGGAAGAAAGUUCAGAAGCAGAGAAAAGUCCACCAAAACGCUGGGAAUUCGAGAUAAGCUGGAGCUCCAAAGGCCACCGAGAAACAAAAUCCGACGCAAAUUCAGCGUCAGAAGGCAAUGAAAACAGGGGAAAUAAGGGCGAUGGCGAUGACCCUCGCAAGCAAUUAAUGGAAAAAAUGAAGCGAUGGCUUGCAAUUUCACUUUUUGCCUACGGAAUUCUAUUUAUUUUAUCUCCAAAAGGCCAAGGAGCUGCUGCUGUCACAGCUGAUAAAAUUUCAUGGAGUGAAUUUAUAAAUGAACUAUUGCCAACUGGACAAGUUUAUCGAAAUAUUAUUCUACCGUAAAAGGAUGUCGCAAAUCUUUAUUGCUAUGAUACUGGAGCUAAAAAUUCGAGGAGUAUUCUCAACGUCUGACAGCUCUGACACCCAGCUUCACAGGUGCCGACAUUAUGAACGUAUGCAACGAAUCGGCAAUCCGCGCGGCGUUCAAUAAAUGUCACGUGGUCACUAUUAAAGAUAUGGAAUACGCGUUGGAUCGAGUUUUGGCGGGCUCCGAGAAGCGGAGUAGAUCACUUGUUGAAGAAGAACGAGAAGUCGUCGCAUAUCAUGAAGCUGGGCAUGCGCUGGUUGGAUGGAUGUUGGAGCAUACUGAUGCUCUGUUGAAGGUAACAAUCAUCCCCCAAACGUCUGCAGCUCUCGGAUUUGCUCAAUAUUCUCCACGUGAUGACAAACAUCUCUACUCAAAAGAUGAGCUUUUCGAUCGAAUGUGCAUGAUGCUCGGUGGCCGAUGUGCUGAGAACCUGAAAUUCGGCCGAAUCACGUCAGGAGCACAAGAUGACCUGCAAAAAGUGACAAAAUCGGCGUAUGCUCAAGUGAAAUUGUAUGGAAUGAGCUCGAUUGUUGGGCCGCUAUCGUUUCCGAAUACUGAAGGAUUUCAAAUUAAACCGUAUUCGAAAAAAUUCGCGUCAACUUUUGAUCAAGAAGCCACGCUGAUUGUGGCAAAAGCCAACGAGGCGACAACUGAUUUGAUCAAAAAUAAUAUGGAUAAACUUGAAACGGUCUGUGCCAGAUUACUGUCAAUCGGCGGUGAAUACUGUAAUAAAUAUUCACAAACACGAGAAUCCUGGCGAUAUUCUGGUAUUCUUGACAGGACAAGACGAGGUGGAAGACGUUUGUGAGAAGCUCCGCGAGCUGGGAGAGCUUCCCCUUCAAUAUGUACAAAGGAUCGUCGAUUAUGUUCAAGAAAGACUAUCCGAAAUGGGUAAUCUUCACCGAAGUGAUGCAGGAUUCGAUCCGUGACGUCACAGUUAUUGAGCCUGAAUGGCUUUACGAAUUGGCUCCACACUAUUACGAAUUUGGCACCGAAGGAGAGCUCGCCGAGAAGAGAAUGAGGGGUCCUGCCACCUCAGCCGCUGACGAUGAUUAUUAA
Molecule: messenger RNA, 1570 nt
Organism: Caenorhabditis elegans
Lineage: Eukaryota; Metazoa; Nematoda; Chromadorea; Rhabditida; Rhabditidae
Source: the annotation of a RefSeq genome assembly